This is a messenger RNA of Phlebotomus argentipes, 1428 nucleotides long. RefSeq names its product large ribosomal subunit protein uL4 (gene RpL4). Bases 127 to 1338 code for a protein of 403 amino acids. Gene Ontology annotation, cellular component: ribosome; cytosolic large ribosomal subunit. NCBI's taxonomy places the organism in Eukaryota, Metazoa, Arthropoda, Insecta, Diptera, Psychodidae. Gene Ontology annotation, molecular function: RNA binding; structural constituent of ribosome. The record is from RefSeq and is a predicted model, not a curated record. Gene Ontology annotation, biological process: translation. The transcript has 2 exons.
UGAAUGUCGUGACUACUUCCGGAAGCAGUCGAUGUGUCUUUCUUUUCACUGUUCCGUUUGAUGGCGGAGUGGUAUUUCGUUUGUGGAGGAGAAAAUAUCAAAUAAGUGCUCCAUCGAAGUGGUAGAAUGAGUCUGUCCGCAGCUCGCCCUGUGGUCAGUGUGUACACUGACAAGAAUGAGGUGGUGAAAGACCACGAUGUGCCCCUGCCGAGCAUCUUCAAGGCUCCCAUCCGGCCGGACAUCGUGAACGAGAUCCACCAGCUGAUGCGCCGCAACCGUCGCCAGCCGUACGCCGUGAGCGAGGAGGCCGGCCACCAGACCUCCGCUGAGUCCUGGGGCACUGGUCGCGCUGUGGCCCGUAUCCCGCGUGUGCGCGGCGGCGGCACCCACCGUUCCGGCCAGGGUGCUUUCGGCAACAUGUGCCGCGGAGGCCGCAUGUUCGCCCCGACCAAGACGUGGCGCCGCUGGCACCGCAAGAUCAACGUGAACCAGCGCCGGUACGCCAUCGUGUCGGCCAUCGCGGCGUCCGGAGUGCCGGCUCUGGUGCAGUCCAAGGGUCACGUCAUCGACGGUGUGUCCGAGUUCCCACUGGUGGUGUCGGACAAGCUGCAGGAGGUGGUGAAGACCAAGCAGGCAGUGGUGUUUCUGCGCCGCAUGAAGAUCUGGGCUGACAUCCAGAAGGUGUACAAGAGCCAGCGCUUCCGGGCUGGUCGCGGAAAGAUGCGCAAUCGCCGUCGCAUCCAUCGUCGCGGUCCUCUGAUCGUGUACGCCAAGAAUGACGGCAUCAAGAAGGCCUUCCGCAACAUCCCCGGCGUGGACACGAUGAAUGUGUCCAAGAUGAACUUGCUGAAGCUGGCGCCCGGCGGCCAUGUGGGUCGCUUUGUUGUGUGGACCGAGUCGGCCUUCAAGCGGCUGAACAACAUCUUCGGCACGUGGGAGAAGCCGUCGACGCAGAAGAAGGGCUACAAUCUGCCGCAGCCCAAGAUGGCCAACACGGACUUGUCGCGCCUGCUCAAGUCUGAGGAGUUGCGUCGCGUGCUGCGUCGCCCGAGGAAGCAGCAGAAGCGUCACGUGCGCCGUCUGAAUCCGCUGAAGAAUGCUCGCGCUCUCGUGAAGCUGAACCCGUACGCCGAGGUGGUGAAGCGUCGCGCCAUCCUGGCGUCCGAGAAGCUGAAGCUGCAGAAGAAACUGGAGGCGUCCAAGGCGAGGAAGAAGCCGCUGUCCAAGAGGAACUACAUCGUGCGCACCCUCCGUCGCGACGAACUGCGCAAGGAGCAGCUGAAAAAGACGUGGGCCGCCAAGAAGGGUAAGGCACAGGCCGCUGCCAAGAAGAAGUAAGCACGCUCCCCUUCUCGACUAGCUCUGAUGCGCCCCACAUAACACCCCAUGGACGUGAAAUGUUGAGAAUAAAACGCCAUGGAAGAUAAA